Molecule: messenger RNA, 390 nt
Organism: Mesorhabditis spiculigera
Lineage: Eukaryota; Metazoa; Nematoda; Chromadorea; Rhabditida; Rhabditidae
Source: the annotation of a GenBank genome assembly
AUGACGGACCCAAUGCCCGUGCCCGGGUCGGAGCGGCUAUCAUGUAAUUGCCACUACCCAAUUGGCCUUGUCGUCUUCCUGGUAUUCACAAUAUUAUCGUUAAUUUGUUGCAUACUCGUAUGUUGUAUCGACAUUACAAAGUGCUCAUUUUGGAAGAAACAUCGGGAUCGCCCGCUGCUGCGCCGGACGUCGACUUUUGAUCCGCGCUUUAUGGACGGACAACGAAUCCAGAAAAAAUUCUCGGUCGACCCGCGUCUACUCGCUUCUCUUGACAGCCAAUUGAGUCGACAGGGCUCGGUAGCCCCAAUAUUACCAGCCAUGACGCAUUCUGAAUGCAACGGCAAUUUGUAUGGCAUGUAUUUCCCUAAUGAAGCACUUGUCACUACUGUC